Catharus ustulatus (Swainson's thrush) is the source of this 4657-nucleotide messenger RNA. It is a transcript of the gene GALNT17, whose product is annotated as polypeptide N-acetylgalactosaminyltransferase 17. The transcript has 11 exons. Bases 295 to 2091 code for a protein of 598 amino acids. The record is from RefSeq and is a predicted model, not a curated record. Gene Ontology annotation, cellular component: Golgi apparatus. NCBI's taxonomy places the organism in Eukaryota, Metazoa, Chordata, Aves, Passeriformes, Turdidae.
GCCGCCCCGCGCGGGGCAUGAAGUUGCGGCGGCGGCAGCGCGGCGGGCGGAGCGGGGCGGGCGGCCCCGACCGCGCCUCCUCUGCGGGGCCGUAGUCCGGGGCGGGCUCGCCGCGCCUGGCUGAACGGUGCCGCUGCUCGCCAGCCCUCCCGCUCCGCUCGCCGUCGCGGUCUGUGGCCAGCGCAGCCGGUCGGGGCGCUCCCCGCGAUGUGCGCGCAGCGGCGGGCGGCCGCCGGCCCGCUCCCAUAGCCCUGCCGGCAGCGCGGCGGCUGGCGGGGCCCAUCGGGAAGUUUGAUGGCUUCUUUGAGGAGAGUCAAAGUGCUGCUGGUAUUAAACCUGAUCGCCGUGGCUGGCUUCGUCCUCUUCCUGGCCAAGUGCAGACCCAUCACGACCAAGAGCGGCGACUCCUUCCAUGACAUCCAUCCCAGGGCAGAAGUGGCCAACUUGACAGCCCACGGCAUCAGCUCCAUCCAGGAUGCAGUGCUGAAGAGGCUCUCGCUCCUAGAAGACAUAGUCUACAGGCAGCUGAAUGGUCUGUCCAAGUCCCUUGGUCUCAUUGAGGGCUAUGGUGGCCGUGGCAAGGGUGGCCUCCCAGCCACCCUGUCCCCUGAGGAGGAGGAGAAAGCCAAGGGACCCCAUGAGAAGUAUGGCUACAACUCCUACCUCAGUGAGAAGAUUUCCCUGGAUCGUUCCAUCCCGGAUUAUCGCCCAACCAAAUGCAAAGAGCUGAAAUAUGGGAAGGACCUGCCCCAGAUCUCCAUCAUCUUCAUCUUUGUGAACGAGGCGCUGUCGGUGAUCCUGCGCUCGGUGCACAGCGCUGUGAACCACACCCCUGCACACCUGCUCAAGGAGAUCAUCCUGGUGGAUGACAACAGUGAUGAGGAGGAGCUGAAGGCACCGCUGGAGGAGUAUGUGAACAAGCGCUACCCGGGGCUGGUGAAGGUGGUGAGGAACCAGAAGAGGGAAGGGCUGAUCCGGGCCCGCAUCGAGGGCUGGAAAGCUGCCACGGGCCAGGUCACCGGAUUCUUUGAUGCCCACGUGGAGUUCACUGCUGGCUGGGCGGAGCCGGUGCUCUCCCGGAUCCAGGAGAACAGGAAGAGGGUGAUCCUGCCCUCCAUCGACAACAUCAAGCAGGACAACUUCGAGGUGCAGCGCUACGAGAACUCGGCCCACGGCUACAGCUGGGAGCUGUGGUGCAUGUACAUCAGCCCCCCCAAGGACUGGUGGGACGCUGGGGACCCCUCCCUGCCCAUCAGGACCCCUGCCAUGAUCGGCUGCUCCUUCGUGGUCAACAGGAAAUUCUUUGGGGAGAUUGGGCUGCUGGACCCCGGCAUGGACGUGUAUGGAGGGGAGAACAUCGAGCUGGGCAUCAAGGUGUGGCUGUGUGGGGGCAGCAUGGAGGUGCUGCCCUGCUCCAGGGUGGCGCACAUCGAGCGCAAGAAGAAGCCCUACAACAACAACAUCGGCUUCUACACCAAGCGCAACGCGCUGCGCGUGGCCGAGGUCUGGAUGGACGACUACAAGUGGCACGUCUACAUCGCCUGGAACCUGCCCCUGGAGAAUCCAGGGAUUGACAUUGGGGAUGUUUCCGAGAGGAAAGCCUUGAGGAAGAGCCUGAAGUGUAAAAAUUUCCAGUGGUACCUGGACCAUGUUUAUCCAGAAAUGAGGAGAUACAACAACACCAUUGCUUAUGGAGAGCUGCGGAACAACAAGGCCAAGGACGUGUGUCUGGACCAGGGCCCGCAGGAGAACCACACAGCAAUUCUGUACCCGUGCCAUGGCUGGGGCCCACAGCUGGCCAGGUACACCAAGGAGGGGUUCCUGCACCUGGGGGCCCUGGGCACCACCACGCUGCUGCCCGACACGCGCUGCCUGGUGGACACGGGCAAGAGCCGCUUCCCGCAGCUGCUGGACUGUGACAAGGUCAAGAGCAGCCUCCACAAGCGCUGGAACUUCAUCCAGAACGGAGCCAUCCUGAACAAGGGCACGGGGCGGUGCCUGGAGGUGGAGAACAGGGGCAUGGCUGGCAUUGACCUGAUCCUUCGCAGCUGCACAGGGCAGAGGUGGACAAUUAAAAACUUCAUCAAAUAGAGGCUGAAAGAGACAGGGGAGUGUGACUUGAGCCACAGCUGAUGAGGACUGAUCCACCUGGACUCCUUUGGAAAGGAUGGAAUAUCAACCAGAGCUUUAUUCGUGUUCCUACGAGAGAACCUGGGGGAAAUGGGCAUUUGUGGCUUUAUUUUACCAUUUGUGAGUCUCCCCCAGCUGAUCCCAGCUGUGUGGAGCUGGCUCAGAACUGCUGUUCCCUCUGGCCAGCCCUCCAAGAGGUGCCACAUUCCCUGCUGGAGUGGCUGUCACGAGCUGGGGCAGUCUGGGAGCAUUUACUUACAGGGAAUUUCUGUUUUCCCACACAUCUCCAAGCUCUCCCAAGGGGCUGGGGAGGUUUGCACCACAACCCUGGACAGACCUGCCUGGCAAGUGUGGAAACUGAGGAGCUUGGGAGAGGAAAAGGUUUUCCAAGCCCCAAAGGAGCCGAGUUUGAAGGAUGUGAUGUUUUGCUGGCUCCUUGUUCCCUUUUCCCUUUCGUGCCCCUGCAUCCAGCAGCCCCUUCCCUGAGUUUUGGAGAAGCAAAACAUGCCCAGCAGCUCCCAGUGCACCUUUCCAACCCUUAAUCACAGAAGUUGCCCAAAAAAAUGCAGUGGAAUAAACCCCCUGACCUCCCCUUGCCCCGCUCUCCAUCACCCAAUGCUGCUGGCGAAAGCAGCACCUCCCUUUGGGGAGCCCAAAGGGGCUCCCCUUGGAAUGACCUGGGGUGUCUGCCUGCCCUUCUGGGUGACAGCAGGAAUGUUCUCUGAGGCUUGAGCACCCCUGUCUUAGUCAGGCCUGGCCAAGGUCCCCCCAAGUCACUGCAGCUCUUCCUGACCUGUGGAAGAGACAGGGAGGGAGGCCAAGGCACCAACAAAUAACAGCUUGGCCCUGAAGUCACUUCAGGCUUGUUAUUCUGGUGGAGGGAUCUCAUCUGAGAUUAUUACCUGAUUAUUACCUGAUUAUUACCUGAUUUAUUUUUGGCUCACAGUAAUCCUGGCUACCAAAUCUUGGCUAUCAAAUCCACCUGGGAAACCUCUGCUUGGGGUCCUGACAUGUGGCUACCUGGAAAAGGGAAAUACAAUCCUGCAGAAUUGUUGCUGCACGUGGAUGGACACAGGCUCUGCUCAGCAGGGAGGAGAAACCAGCCCAUCUCCUGUCCUUCUCCCAGAAUAAUCCUCUUUGUGGCUGCCCUCUGGCUAGGGUACACUAAAAUAGAUUAAUAUAUGAGAUGUAUGUGUAAAUAUGUUUCCCAAGCUGGGAUGUGCACAGAGUCCUUUGCUGCAGAGCACUCAUGCCUGUCUUCCAUUUGCAUCAGGAUGAAGCUCCCUGGAUGUUGAACGAGCUGAAUUUCCAAUGCCAUGCAGCAGGUUUAUAACUGAUGUUUUAGUAAUUUAUUGAACAGAAGCAGAUCUAUUUCAUUGUUCCUUCUACAGCAACGAGCAUCACCUAGAACUGAUUAUUCAUUUAGGCUUUACAAGACUCCCUCAAUCACUGGGGCUGUCUCUGAUUUUUCCCCUGCCUUCCUUAAUGAAGUAAAACCUCUUAGUUGUCCUGACUUGCAGAGUAGAGAGUCAAUGUAGAAUUUUGCUCUCUUUUUCGCUGUUGCAUCAUCUCUUGUGUAAUAAAUUUGAGCACUUCCAAACCCAAUAUGACCACAAGUCUGUGGGUGCAUGAGCCAGCUCCCCUUGCCUUUGCUGCUGCCUUCUAAGAGAAACAAUUUCCUGGUGGCUUCAGGAAACCCUGAGGGCUUUGAGACCCCACAGCUCUUGUCCAACUGGUGAAACGCCAGUAAAACCCUUAAACUGAGCAAAUACUGGAGAGGUGAGCCUGUGUGGGUCAGGAUGAGCAGCCACACAGCCCCUGGAUGUUGCCUGUGCUGUAAUUCAGCCCAGCUCGAGCCCUGCCAGUGCCCAGGGUGGCAGCAGAUGGCUUUUGUCACAUGUCACAGUGGUGGGGCGAGAUGCAGGGCUGGAUGUGAAGUGUGGCUGCUCCCUGGCUCCAUCCUGGCUGUGCUGAGCCCCUGGGCUCCGUCCCAGUCCCUGGCUCUGUCCCGGCCCCUGCCUGUCCCUGGUCCCUCUGGGAUGGCCGCGUGUCCCCGGUGCCACUGCAGUCCCCAUGCCAGGUGGCACAGGGCAGCCGGGGCAUGAGGAUCCUGCUGCUGCUGACUCUGGGAUCCUUUGGAAGGUUCAGGCUCAGAGCUGCCUUUCCUUCGUGCUCCAGAAGGAAAAGCAGCCCCUGACCGAGCACAAGGAAGGUGGAGAUGAACCCUGAGCUCAGGACCUUCAGCUGGGGCAGAGCCCCCAGAAGGGGUUGGCCCCUUCUCCCCGCUCCACCAGCUGCAGCGUCCAAACGACUGGAAACAGGAGCAAAAUCAGGCUGAAGAGUGGGAAUUUCCUCUGCUGUUCUGUCCUGACACCGUUUGUGACUGCAGAGUGACCCCGGGGCUGCACCCCCACCCCGGAGAAAUCUGAGAUCUGGGUCUCGUUGUUGCAUCUCGCUUAUCUCUAAUCAUCUGUUAAUUGCUUUAAGAAGUGAUCUCCAAGUUAGUCUUAUUAAAUAUCUGAUUUGA